CUUCCUCUUGUGCUCUAUCUGACUGCAGGUAUCAGGAAGUCUUGAGGCUUUAACUCAGUCUAUCUUUAACCGUCUGUCAUUAUUCAGUCAGUAUGGAGCUCAGUCAACUUCCUCUUGUGCUCUUGCUGAUUUCAAACAUCCACUCUGGACACACUGAAGAUUUUCCCAAACCAACUCUGACUGUUGAGCCACAGAGUUCAGUGUUCACUGGAGACUCAGUCACUCUGAGAUGUGACAUAUAUGAUGAAGGAAGGCAGUAUAGCUGGUAUAAAGAUGGUUCAUUCAUGGAUUUCAGUGAACUACAGGAACACACAUUCAGUUCUGUUUCUAAAUCUGACGCUGGUAAAUACUCCUGUUAUGGAAAAGAGACUGAAGGAUCACACUGGUCACACCGCAGUAAUGAAGUUACACUGACAGUAUCAGAAAGACCAAAAGCCAAAGUGACCAUUAAACCUGAUCAUCAUGAAUUCAGUGGAGACUCAGUCACUCUCAGAUGUGACAUUGAUGAUGAAGGAGUCACUAGCUGGAGGUACUACUGGUACAAAGGAGGUUCAUUCAGUUUUUCCAGUGAACUACAGGAACUCACAUUCAGUUCUGUUUUUGAGUCUGACGCUGGUAAAUACUCCUGUGACGGAUUAGAGAGAGGAGGAUCACGCAGAUCACACCACAGUGAUAAAGUUACACUGACAGUAUCAGAAAGACCAAAACCCAAAGUGUCCAUUAAACCUGAUCAACAUGUAUUCAGAGGAGACUCAGUCACUCUCAGAUGUGACAUUGAUGCUGAAGGAGUCACUAGCUGGAGGUACAACUGGUAUAAAGAAGGUUCAACCAGAGUUUUCAGUGAACUACAGGAACACACAUUCAGGUCUGUUUCUGAGUCUGACGCUGGUAAAUACUCCUGUUAUGGAUCAGAGAGAGGAGGAUCACGCUGGUCACACCGCAGUGAUGAAGUUACACUGACAGUAUCAGAAAGACCAAAACCCAAAGUGUCCAUUAAACCUGAUCAACAUGUAUUCAGAGGAGACUCAGUCACUCUCAGAUGUGACAUUGAUGAUGAAGGAGUCACUAGCUGGAGGUACAACUGGUACAAAGGAGGUUCAUUCAGAGUCUCCAGUGAACUACAGGAACUCACAUUCAGUUCUGUUUCUGAGUCUGACGCUGGUAAAUACUCCUGUGAUGGAUCAGAGAGAGGAGGAUCACACUGGUCACACCGCAGUGAUGAAGUUACACUGACAGUAUCAGAAAGACCAAAAGCCAAAGUGUCCAUUAAACCUGAUCAACAUGUAUUCAGAGGAGACUCAGUCACUCUCAGAUGUGACAUUGAUGAUGAAGGAGUCACUAGCUGGAGGUACUACUGGUAUAAAGGAGGUUCAUUCAGAGUUUUCAGUGAACUACAGGAACACACAUUCAGGUCUGUUUCUGAGUCUGACGCUGGUAAAUACUCCUGUGAUGGAUUAGAGAGAGGAGGAUCAAACUGGUCACACCACAGUGAUGAAGUUACACUGACAGUAUCAGAUUUUCCCAAACCAACUCUGACUGUUGAGCCACAGAGUUCAGUGUUCACUGGAGACUCAGUUACUCUCAGAUGUAAGGUGGAUCCGUCACGGGAUGGAUGGGAGUUUCUCUGGAGUAAAAACUCAAACCCUGAAUCUACUGAAGCUGCAACUAAAACAAUCAGUCCUGUGAAAGUCUCUGAUGGAGGAGAGUACAGGUGCAGAGCACAAAGACAAGGAUAUUACACAGAUUACAGUGAACCAGUAACAGUGACAAUAUAUGGCAAACCAAAACCCGAAGUGUCCAUUAAACCUGAUCAACAUGUAUUCAGAGGAGACUCAGUCACUCUCAGAUGUGACAUUGAUCCUGAAGGAGUCACUAGCUGGAGGUACAACUGGUAUAAAGGAGGUUCAUUCAGUUUUUCCAGUGAACUACAGGGACACACAUUCAGGUCUGUUUCUGAGUCUGACGCUAGUAAAUACUCCUGUGAUGGAGCAGAGAGAGGAGGAUCACGCUGGUCACACCGCAGUGAUGAAGUUACACUGACACUAUCAGAUCCCAGAGCAGUUUUAAGUGUUUCUCCUCAGAAGUGGUUGACUGAAGGAGAUCCAGUGACUCUGAUCUGUGAGGUUAACGGCUCCUCUACAGGCUGGACAUUCAGCUGGUUCACUCAAACUGAAACUGACUCAUCAGAUGUCAGUGAUCACUAUGAGCUCCUUUCAGACAGCAGCAGAGGAUCUGGAGGAAAAUACACUGUCAGUUCUGCUGCUCUAAACCACACAGGAGUUUAUGUGUGUAGAGCAGAGAGAGAAAAAACAGCCUAUAAAACACCAUACAGCAACAAACAACCACUGUGGGUCACUGGUGUUUCUCCUCCAGUGUCUCUGAUCAUCAGUCCCAGCAGAACUCAACACUUCACAUCUGUCUCUCUCUCUCUGAGCUGUGAGAACAAGAGUAACUCUGAUGGAUGGACAGUCAGAAGAUACACAGACAGUCGGGGGCUGGAAGAUUGUUCAUCAUCAGUGUUUGGAUCACAAACAGGAUCUACAUGUAAAAUCAGCUCCACCAGAAUAUCACACACUGGAGUGUACUGGUGUCAGUCUGAAUCUGGAGCGAAGUCUCAUCCUGUUAAUAUCACUGUACACUUUGGUGUGGUUCUGGAGAGUCCUGUUCAUCCUGUGACUGAAGGAGAUAAUCUGACUCUACACUGUUUAUAUAAACAUCCAACCCCAUCAAUCCUAAGAGCUGAUUUCUAUAAAGAUGGAUCACUCAUCCAGAAUCAAACUACAGAGAUGAUCAUCCCUACUGUCUCAAAGUCACAUGAGGGUUUCUACUACUGCAAACACCCAGAGAGAGGAGAGUCGCCCAAGAGCUGGAUCUCAGUCAGAGGUGGAAGAUCUGAGUCUCCCUCUGCUGUCAGUCAACAGCAGAACAUCAGUCAGACAUCAGAGCAGAACCAGAGUGAAGACGGAUACAAGACACUGCUGUCUGGAACUGCACACGUCUAUGACUCAGUUGACACAACUAUUAAUAGAGACAGAAGCACAGACGGUGAAAGUGGACCGACUGAGAUCACAUAUGCUGAGAUUGAACUCAAAUCUACAAACAAACAGAAGAAAGAGAAAGAAAACAAAGUCAAAAACACUGAGAGUUGUGACGUCCUGUACUCUGAACUGAAGCUGGAAACAGAUCAAGGUGCUGGAUCUAGUGAAGUUACGUAUGCUCAGGUUAAAAAAAGAUGCCUGGAGUAGAAACUUCAAUCCCAGGAUGCUGAUGAGUUUACAGCAGCUUGAGAAGUGAAUGACCAGGAUCAUCAAGGCAAUAGAUUUAGCAGAACUCACUGUAAUAUUAGCAAUCUUAAAUGUGCUUCUGAGACAAUGCUUGUUAAUAUUUGAAAAGCAAUGAGAAAUUAUUAACUUUUAUUAUUCAUUAGGAAAAAGUCAUUAUUGUUUAGUACUGCAGUGUGUAUUUAUGUUGGUUAAUUUCAGCAGCUGAUCAUUUGAUAACUGAGCAAACAGAAUAUUUAGUGAAAGGAUAUUUCUUUUGACUGUUGAGUAAGUGACUAAGUUUCCUCCUCUUUUUUCAUUUUUUUAUUUCUGUCUUCUUGAUUUUAAAUAUAUAUAGAUUCACAUGGUCAUGGAAAUAUCACAGAAUGUUAAAAUUGUGAUUCUGGAAAAGUUGUCUUUAAAUGUAAAUGUGUAUAGUGAAACUAUAUAUUUUUUCUAGCUAUUCUCAAAAUAUUUCAGUUUGUUUGUUUGUUUUAUAAAGUUUUGAGUGUUUAUAAAUACUUCAAUAGUUUUGGGUCAGUAA
Ctenopharyngodon idella (grass carp) is the source of this 3804-nucleotide messenger RNA. Its product is annotated as Fc receptor-like protein 5. The transcript has 19 exons. Lineage: Eukaryota; Metazoa; Chordata; Actinopteri; Cypriniformes; Xenocyprididae. The record is from RefSeq and is a predicted model, not a curated record. Gene Ontology annotation, molecular function: transmembrane signaling receptor activity. The coding region runs from base 93 to 3245 and encodes 1050 amino acids. Gene Ontology annotation, biological process: cell surface receptor signaling pathway.